AGAGGCGACACAUUGAGUCACGUUACCACAUUUUGACUAUACAAAACCGGACCGAGACCCCCGCCCGGAAAGACAAGCACAAUUCCUGAGGUAUGUCUGAGGCCGACAACAGUGAGGAAGAUCUCGGAGAGGCACUGAAACGCAGAUUCAAGGAUCAGAGACAGAGGCGGAAGAAAAGGCUGCUUGAGCAGUCUGCAGCCCAGGAGUCCCAUGAUGACGUGGAGGAGAUAUCCAGCAUUCAGCCCCACAGUGAAAAUGAGGGAGCAGCUGAGAAGGCAGCAGACCCCGUGGUUUGUUCCCGGCCCCCGACUGGUUCUCGGAGAGGUCUCUCCUCAACAACGCAGCAUGCCUCUGGUUCUCAGCCUCUAGACACGUCUGUGACACAACACCUGAAAGACAAGCUGAGAGCAGCCAUAUCUAAAGGUCAGUCAGCCAGUCGCCGACAGAGGGGCAGACACAGGCGCAAUGUGACAUGGUUUGACAGAGAGAUUGAUCCUGACAGAGCUGGAAGACAUGAUGUCCUUCCUGACCUCAGCACCAGGGUCAAGCUCCAAAAAGGAUCAAAACAAGCAGAGAAAGGCCUCCCGACUGCUGAGGAGGCAUACAAUUUCUUUACGUUCAACUUUGAGCCAGAUGCACAAGAUGGGACUGAGAGGAUUAGCAGGGAAAGACGAAAACAGAAAAAAACAACUGACGAGGACAGAGAUGACGGAGGAGGAGAUGAAGCUCAAGAAGACAGUCACAUAGAUAAUCAAGAUGAAAACGAAGACCAGGGUGAAGAAGCUCCUUUGGUUCGAGACGAAGAGGAGGAUGCAUUCGUCAUUGAAAAGUCGUCCCAAGACUUCCUGGAAGUGAGAAAAGCAGGGUACAUAGGGAUCCGAAAACGUAUUCAGAGAGAAAAGGAGCUUCUCUAUACGCCAAGUAACCGACCAGUGCCAACCUCAAUUAAACUGCCUGAAAAUGUGCAGCCCCGAUAUCUAGAAGAUGAGGGUCUGUAUGUAGGGAAGAGGCCCCCCAUGUCCCAGACUAAUAAGAACCUUCUGGAGAACCGCAUUCUAAAGAUGGAAGAGGGAAAGAAGUGGUUUGGAGAUGACGGCAGUGUCAUUGCUCUGCCUGACCCCAUAAAGGAAUCAUCCACAAGACCACCUCUCUUCCACAUGGAGGAGGACCUGCACCCUGCACUGCAAACUGUAUACAGGAAGGCACUGAAGUCCAAGGAUGCAAAUAUGUACAUCGCCGGUACAGCGGAUCCUGAGGGAGACUAUCAACUUGAUGUGGAUGUUUCUGGGCUGAUCUUCUCCCAUCACCCGCUAUUCAGUCGCGAACAUGUCCUGGGGGCUCGUCUAGCUCAGCUGUAUGAUCGGUACCUGACCAGGCAGCACAAUAACCUCACAGGACACCUUACUGACAAGUUGAAUGGCUUGAGGAGUGCGCUGCGGAAUAUGCUUGAGAUCCACGGGGGCCAGAGCCUCACUCAGGGCAUGCAGCAGAGGAUAUAUGACUACAGUCUGGAGGUUCGAAAUACCCGGCAGCUCCGAGACAGCGAGCAGGAGAAAGACCGGACUCUGCUGAAGAACAUAAUUAAAGUGUGGAAGGAUAUCAAGGCCCUGAGAGAGUUUCAGAAGUUCACCAACACACCCUACAAGCUCUACCUCAGAAAACAGAAUGUCGACCGGGCGUCAGAUGAGCGGGAGUUUGAAGAUGAAAUCUUGGCAGAAGUUAUGGAAUUGGAGGCUGAGAGCGAGGAAGACUACCAAAGAAGGCUGGCAGAGUACAAGAAACAGCUGGGGGAGUGGAAGCUCUCGAGAAGAAAACAGAAAGCCAAAAAAAAGAAGAGAAAAAAGAAGGAGAAGGGCAAGGUACAGGAUGACAAAGAAGAAAUAAAAGGUGAAGACCAGGAGUUGAGUGAAUCAGAAGGUUUUGUUGAAGAAGAUCUUCCAAAGCCGGAAGCUCCCAACAUGCCAGACUUUGACUCUAUAGAGCAGCGAGUCAGAGAGAAAGCCUCCAGGAUAUGCAGGAAACCAGGAGAGCCUGUCCUGAUUCCUGAGCUGUGUGCUUCUGGAAACACCACCGCCAGUGAACUGUGCCCCAGGGCUGAAAUAGCUCGAAGAGAGGACGUUACAAGGCGCCAUCUUUUCGUGAAGAUCCUAUACAAUGACAAAGAAGUUUCCCGAACUGAGAGCCGCCCCCUCAACACUGACUUCAGAGUGCACUUUGGUCAGAUUUUUAAUCUGAAGAUAAUUAACUGUCCCCAAAGCAUUAAUCUGCAGGUGUUUGAGGAGAUUGGAUCGUCGUGUUCCCUCCUGGCUCAAGUGUUCAUCCCAGUGCCAGAACCCUCUGUCUUGACGGGUAGCGCCCCUCUUGAGGAAUUUGAGUUUAGCAGCAACCAGAGAGUGAUGUUCGACCAUGAGGGAGUUGGAAGUGAUGUCCCCCUUUCCUUUGAGGCUGAUGGCAGUAACAAUCAGACCCUGCUGACCUCUGGUAAACUGUCCUGCUGUGUUUCCUGGGGUAUUGGGGAGGACGAUGUCCCACUUGCCCCUCCUGUGUCUCAACAACCUGGCGGCGUCCACAGUGGCCUGGGCCGUCUUGAUACUGUCACAUGCAUCGGGGCAGGUGAACUUCUUGACAUCAAGAAACUUAGGGAGUGGGCCACACAGUCACGACUGGACCCCAACGAUCCAGAGAACGCCCCCAUCAUGCAGCUGCUGAAAGUGGCCAGAAGUGGAGAGGUGACAGCUCCAGACUAUUUCCGACUAGAGCAGCUCCAGGAGGAGUUUAACUUUGUGACUGAUGAAGAGUUUGAGAGUUCCAAACGAUUUCGCCUGCUCAGGCUCAGGAACAAAGGAGUUGCAGAGUUUCGAAAUUACAAAUGUGUUCCUGCUCUGGAGAGUGAGGUCUCUGACAAGGUGUUCCAGGAUUAUGAGAAGAGACUGAAAGAAGAAGAUAUAAUUGACACCAAAGAGCAUCUGGAUUCACACAGAGCUUUAGUCGCCAAAUACCUUCAGAAGAUCCGAGAAUCAGUCAUCAACAGAUUUCUUCUUGCCAAGCAUCGCUACCUCCUGUCGGACUUAGUGAUCGAAGAGGAGAUUACAAGCAUUGGGAAAAUAUCAAAUAUCUUGGAUUACCAAGAACUGUGGGAUCAACAGCCAAAUCAUCGUAUCAGGGAGAGUGACAGGGCCUCCAUAAAUCACGGGCUGAUGUUUCUGGGAAUCAACCUUUUCAAGCUGGCUGAGCCCAAGCGGCCGCUGAAACCUCAGAGGAAAGAGAGAAAGAAGGUGACGGCUCAGAAUCUGUCCGAUGGAGACAUCAAACUGCUGGUGAACAUCAUCCGGGCCUACGACAUCCCCGUCCGCAGACCCCAGAGCAAUAAGCCAGGACAGUCGCCUCAGAGCGCCAUGCAGGGCAGCGACUGGCUCAUCGGCCAGGUACAAGUGAGGCCAUUUGUGGAGAUUUCCUUCCAGCGCACGGUUCUUCAAACAACCACAGCUGAUGGACCGAACCCCUGCUGGAACGAGGAGCUGCAGCUGCCAUUCACUGCCCCAAAUGGUGACUACAGCAUUGCCAGCUUGCAGUCAGUCAAAGAUGAAGUCUUCAUCAACAUAUUUGAUGAGGUGGUUUAUGAAAUUGGAGUGAAUGACAAAGACGGUGGUAAAUCGAUACACACCCGGGCAGAGAAGCACUGGUUAGGCUCUGUCAAGAUUCCCUUCAGCACCAUUUACUCUCAGUCCAGGAUUGAUGGAACAUUCAAGGUGAACACACCAGCAGUGCUGCUGGGGUACAGUAAGGAGAGGAGCCAUGGCAGCAGUGGAGGCUAUGAUAUGUUGCGAAGCCUGAGCGAGGGAGCAUUUAUCACACUCUUCAUCACCAUCGAACCUCAGCUGGUGCCUGGGGAGUCUAUCAGGGAGAAGUUUGACAGCCAGGAGGAUGAGCGGUUACUGCAGGCCUCAGAGAGAUUUGAGUGGGAUGCAGCGCAGGGAUAUCCGGACAGACCCUGCAUUUCCACCGUCACAGACCUCAGCGGGAAAACGGUCUUCAUCACACGUUAUAUUCGACCGCUCAACCCCCCACAGGAGCUACUGGAUGCCUUCCCUAAUAACCCCCAGGAGGCCACGACCCUGGUGGCCCGGUUCGUUUCGCUCAUCCCUUCUCUGCCAGACAGAGUCUCGUUUUCUGGUGUCUGCGACCUGUGGAGCACCUGUGAUCAAUUCCUCACCCUCCUUGCAGGAGAUGAAGAAGAGCACGCUGUUCUGUUGUGCAACUACUUUAUGUCAAUGGGCAAGAAAGCCUGGCUCAUCAUAGGCACUGCGAUACCAGAGGGACCCACAGCAUAUGUGCUGACCUUUGAGCAGAGCCGCUACCUGAUAUGGAAUCCCAGCAGUGGUCAGUACUAUGGCCAGUAUGACACCUUCUGCCCACUGCAGACAGUCGGUUGCCUAGUCAAUGCUGACAAUGUGUGGCUAAACAUUCAAGAAUGUACCUCUCCAAUGAGGAUGAGUUUUGACCUCACAAAAACAAAUAUCUGGAAGCCCUUUUUCUCCCGCUCAUUUUCACACCCUGGGCUGUCUAGUGUACAGCCAGAGAAGCUGGUAUAUCGACGCACAGACAAUGCAGCUGCAGCAGAGCUUCAGGACAGAAUUGAGAAGAUCCUGAAGGAGAAGAUCAUGGAGUGGCGCCCUCGUCACCCAACCCGCUGGAACCGCUUCUGCACCACCACCCUCAAACGGUUCCUUCCGAAACUGGAGCUGAGCGGUGGGCGGGACAUGGCUGAGGGGCACCGCCACGAGUUGCAGAGCCUGCUGGGAGACAACAGGAUUUCAGGAUUCCCCCUGCACCUGCCAUUCUCCGAGAUCCGGCCCAUCAUAGAGGCAGUGCACAGCACUGGAGUUCACAAUAUUCAGGCAUCCAAUGUGGAGUUUGCGCUGGCUGUGUACGUGCACCCUUAUCCUGACAAUGUCCUGUCUGUGUGGGUGUACUUGGCCUCGCUCGUCUGCCCAUGACAUGAGACUCACUGAUCUCACUGUCAAUCGCUGCUUUUGUAGAUACAUGAACCUAAUUUCAAAUGGAGCUCAUUACAAUGCUCACUUUAAGUACAGUAAACAUUUGUAUCAAAUGUAUUUUGGUUAUGGGUUUGCUAACUACAAUUCCUAUGCAAUCCUUUAUCCAAAGUCCCAUAUCAUAAAAAAUAAGAUUUUCAUGUCUUGUUAGAUAAAGAAGCAGGACUAGGUGUUAUGCAAAUACUGCGAAAGUAUCAAAUCGCUCAGUCCACGGGGAAAUUCACAAGGCCCAUAUUCAGAAACGGUGCCCUAAGGACUUCUGUAACUUUGUGAUGUCACUACAGUCACUGCACAGGAACGGAAAACCAGCUAAUAUCAUGGCUGAGUGUGGACUGCAAUCAUGUAAUCAUUAUUGAUUAUGCUGACAUCGUCUAUCUGAACACCUCUGACACAAACCUUUAAACCCCCCUUGUAUUUAAUUCUCAAUGUAGAUUUGUUUUUGAGGUGUCCAUAUAGAACUCAUUACUGUUUCUCAAAAGAAUCUCUUAGUUGGUUGCAGCCUAAAUCUAGGCUGAAAAUAUAGACAACAUUAACAAUGCUGGGGAUUUAUAUUGUAACCGGUUAUGGACAUCACAUUAUCCCAUUUAGUUUUAUGCCGCACAUUUGAUCAGAGUAUGACGAGGUGUGUUUACCAGACUAUCAGCACGCGCUUUUUGAAACACAGGCUUUUUAUUUUUAUUGUCUUUGUCCUCUAUUGGUUAUUGUAUAUUUUUGUUGCAUUUGUGAUAUUCCAACCUCUUUCCUGAUGUUGUAACAAGUGAAUUUCCCCUGCGUGGGAUAAAUAAAAAAGUACUAUCUCA
Messenger RNA from Scophthalmus maximus (turbot), 5854 nucleotides. RefSeq names its product coiled-coil and C2 domain-containing protein 2A-like. The coding region runs from base 93 to 4997 and encodes 1634 amino acids. Gene Ontology annotation, biological process: non-motile cilium assembly; protein localization to ciliary transition zone. NCBI's taxonomy places the organism in Eukaryota, Metazoa, Chordata, Actinopteri, Pleuronectiformes, Scophthalmidae. The transcript is spliced from 36 exons. The record is from RefSeq and is a predicted model, not a curated record. Gene Ontology annotation, cellular component: ciliary transition zone.